CCAACCAACACCAACAUUUUUCUCUCUCUUAAAUUUCUCUUCACUUAAAUUUUUUCUUUAUAUUAAUCUCUUUACACUCUUCACAAACUUCAGGGCUCCAUCUCAAAACUCCCCUCUCUCUCUUCUUUCUCUCUCUAAAAAAACACUAAACCCAUAUCUUUCCGAGCCAAAAAUUAAAAAAAAAAAAAUAUAUAAAUAUAUAUAUUAAGUCAUCAAAAAAAAAAGCUUAAAUCGCCGCCAUUAAUGGCGUCUCCGCCGGACACAAGCAAAACCAUGAAGCUCGAACGCUACAACAGCUACUUACGAAGAGUAAACAGUACAAAGCUUCUCACCGCAUCAUCGAAACUUCUCUUCAGAGCAACUUUACUAAUCGCUCUCGUUUUAAUCCUCUUCUUCACUCUAAAUUACCCACCGUUAACUUCCGAUUCAACCACCGAUCACCAUAGCCGUCUACACACUCGCAAUAAUUUCUUAUCCUCCGCUUUUUACGGCACCGGAGUCGGCGGCGCAGCUUGGGAGAAACAAGUCCGUCAUUCAUCGACUCCACGCCGAGCUAACGGAAUGUCUGUUCUCGUAACCGGCGCAGCCGGUUUCGUCGGCUCACACUGUUCUUUAGCUUUGAAAAAACGCGGCGAUGGCGUUCUCGGCUUGGAUAAUUUCAACGAUUAUUACGAUCCGUCUUUGAAGAAAGAUCGGCAAGCUUUAUUAGCUCGUCAUCAGAUUUUCGUAGUCGACGGAGAUCUAAACGACGGUCCGUUGUUAUCGAAGCUCUUCGAUGUGGUUCCAUUUACGCACGUGCUUCAUUUAGCUGCUCAAGCAGGUGUACGGUACGCUAUGGUGAAUCCUCAAUCUUAUAUUCGAUCAAACAUAGCUGGUUUCGUUAAUCUUCUCGAGAUCGCUAAAGCCGCAAAUCCUCAACCAGCUAUAGUUUGGGCUUCAUCAAGCUCAGUUUACGGAUUAAACACUGAAAAUCCAUUUUCCGAGCACCACCGUACCGAUCAACCGGCGAGUCUUUACGCCGCCACGAAAAAAGCCGGAGAAGAAAUAGCUCAUACGUAUAACCACAUAUAUGGGCUUUCCUUAACGGGCCUAAGAUUCUUUACUGUUUAUGGGCCUUGGGGAAGGCCCGAUAUGGCUUAUUUCUUUUUCACUAAAGCUAUACUUCAGGGAAAACCAAUAGACAUAUACCAAACGCAGGACGAUAAAGAAGUGGCGCGUGACUUCACGUACAUCGAUGAUAUCGUCAAAGGCUGUUUGGGAUCGCUUGAUACGUCGGAAAAGAGUACCGGUAGCGGCGGAAAGAAGAAAGGUCCGGCACAAUUAAGGGUUUAUAAUUUGGGUAAUACUUCACCGGUGCCGGUAGGGAAAUUGGUAUCGAUAUUAGAAACGUUAUUGAAUACAAAGGCUAAAAAGCACGUGAUUAAAAUGCCUCGAAACGGUGACGUUCCGUACACUCAUGCUAACGUGAGCCAGGCGUAUAAAGAUUUUGGGUACAAACCAACAACGGAUUUGUCUACAGGUUUGAGAAAGUUCGUAAAAUGGUACGUUAGUUAUUACGGGAUUCAGCCGAGGGUAAAAAGGGAAUUUAACUUGAAUCCCGAGGAAUCCGCUUGAUUUAAUAUAAUCAAUCAUCAUUCACAUGGUUUUUUUUUUUUUUUAAUUUUUAUUUUUUAUAUAAAUGUUAUUAUUUUUAUUAUUGAGAAAAAAAAAAAGUUAUUAUUGUGGUCCCUCAUGUAGUGGAUCAUAUUUGCUGCACCUAGCUGUUGUUGUUGUAGAAUAUUAUAUAUAUAUAUAUAUAGAUAUAAAAACUCCAUAUAUAUAGAAGAAGAAAUUGGAAAGAGAGGAGAAGUGUAGAGGUUGUGGAUUGGGUGUGGGAAGGUGUAAUAAUUUUUGGGUGGGGUCUACUAGAAAGGGUGUAGAUCUCAACCAUUGGAUUGAUGUUAUUAUUAUUAUAUAUGAUGAAAUUGAACAGUCAAGAUCAGUUUUUAAUUU
Messenger RNA from Cannabis sativa, 1992 nucleotides. Its product is annotated as UDP-glucuronate 4-epimerase 6. The transcript has a single exon. The record is from RefSeq and is a predicted model, not a curated record. Bases 244 to 1614 code for a protein of 456 amino acids. Lineage: Eukaryota; Viridiplantae; Streptophyta; Magnoliopsida; Rosales; Cannabaceae.